Molecule: messenger RNA, 1568 nt
Organism: Hevea brasiliensis (rubber tree)
Lineage: Eukaryota; Viridiplantae; Streptophyta; Magnoliopsida; Malpighiales; Euphorbiaceae
Product: tubby-like F-box protein 7
Exons: 4
Coding region: 261-1403 (380 amino acids)
Source: RefSeq, a predicted model, not a curated record
UCUCACAUCAAUACUCACCUCCCCUCCUAUGCUAUUAUCCUUUUCCGCCAUCAACCCCCACUCUCCUCACGCCACCUAUCCUAUCAAUUCUCUCCCAUUCGCUUUUCUAAACGCUUAUCUCACAACUGUGUCACUCUGUCUCACGCGAUCGCCCCUCUCUCUCGCUUUCUCUCUCUCUAGAAACAAAGGCGAGAAACGAACCGAAAACCAACUCUUGCUUUCAGAGGAGAAGAAAAAAGAAGGGGAAAUUUACCACUCUAAUGUCUUCGCGGAAAUCGAUUUUCUCUCGAAGGAGUUCCAAGUCGUUCAGGUCUGUAAACAAUCAUAAACACGACGGCGGAGGAGCGGUGGUGUCCGGCCGUCUCGGCUGCGAUGUUUCCGGGGAGUGGUGGGCCGAGUCAGACCCUGUGGAUGGCUGGGCGAACAUGUUGCCUGAAUUGCUUGGAGAGAUAAUAAAACGAGUGGAAGAGAGCGAGGAUCGGUGGCCUCAGCGACAAAACGUUGUCGCUUGUGCUUGUGUUUGUAAGAAAUGGAGAGAGGUUACUAAGGAGAUCGUUAGGUCUCGUGGCAAUAUCGGCAAAAUCACUUUCCCUUCUUGCCUUAAACAGCCGGGCCCACAUGACUUACCUCAUCAAUGUCUUAUAAAACGGAAUAAGAAGACUUCAACGUUUUACCUGUCUCUUGCUCUUACUCCAUCAUUAAUGGACAAGGGAAAGUUUCUUCUGGCGGCACGGAGGUUUAGACAUGGUGCUCACACAGAGUACAUUAUCUCACUUAAUGCAGAUGAUAUAUCCCAAGGAAGUAAUGCUUAUGUUGGAAAGUUAAGUUCGGACUUUCUUGGCACCAACUUUGCAAUAUAUGACAGCCAGCCACCGCACAGCGGCGCAAAGCCUGCAAGUAGCAGAGCUAGCCGCCGAUUUACAAGGAAGCAAAUAAGCCCCCAAGUUCCAGCGGGCAAUUUUGAGGUUGGACAGGUCUCGUACAAAUUUAACCUCUUAAAGUCAAGAGGUCCAAGAAGGAUGGUGUGCUCUCUGAAGUGUCCACUAUCACAAGAAACUGUUAAUGAAAAACAUCUCGAAGGGUCUGUGAUGAAGGGACCAGAGUCUUCAGUUUCUGGCUAUACAAUUUUGCGUAACAAGGCCCCAAGGUGGCAUGAACAUCUGCAAUGCUGGUGCUUGAAUUUCCAUGGUCGGGUAACUGUAGCAUCAGUGAAGAACUUCCAAUUGGUUGCAACUGUGGAUCAAAGUCAGCCAGGAGCAAAAGGAGAUGAGGAUACCGUACUCCUGCAGUUUGGGAAGGUAGGAGAUGAUACUUUCACCAUGGAUUAUAGGCAGCCCUUGUCGGCUUUGCAGGCAUUUGCAAUUUGCCUUACAAGCUUUGGCACAAAACUGGCAUGUGAGUAACUUAUAUGCUGUUAUAAAUAUUGAAGUUGAGUUCUGUUGGAUGUUUUAAUAUCGGUAGUUCGAUUUAUAGUGUUGGCUUGGUUGAUGAAACCAACGAUGUAAAUGUUGUGUAUUGUAUUAAUAACAGAACUUUUGAAAUUAUUGGUUCCCAACAAUUUUUGUUUA